CGUGAAUAGCUAAUCCUUCGUGUGUCUGGAGCUUUCUAGCAAUUCUGCUCCCUUCAGCAAGGCAAUAUUCACCACAUCCUGCCUAUUCAGUCCCGAAAAUUCAAGCUCCAACUUCUGCUGUCCCGGCUGCAAAAAAAGUGAAGCGAGCUCGGGUCGACGUCAUCAAUACAUCCCAUCCGCCCCGUUCUUCCAACCCCAGAACGUCGUCGACUUGCGGUCUUCUCGUCCUUUCCCCAUCCUCUUAUACUUUCUACCUUCAUCUAAAUUUUCGCCAUUAUGUCGAUGCCUGAGUUCGACCCGGCCCGUCGGCCCUCUCAGUCCGAGAAUCAAACCAUUCUCAAGUCCGAAAUCCCCUUGAAGGAACGGUUCUUCCGCUAUUUUCAGCAUGAGAUCACCGCGCUCCAGGAACAGAUGGAUCGGCUGGCCGAUACGUCGUUAGUGGGAGGUGAACGGACAGACGCAACCGAUCACUGUCUGGCGGGCAUUGCGCGCUUGUCCAACGAGGUCAAGGACGCAGCCAGCUACAUCCCAACCUAUGAUCAGCGGAUAUAUGCUGAGGCCAUCAAAGCUCUGCAGGACAAACUCGUCGAGACUCGAGCUGCAGUCGAACCACGACCAAAGUUUAGCUUCAAGACCAAGAAGAAUGCAUCCGCCAUUUCGCUGUCCGAUGCAGCGCAUCUCGCCGCUCAAGGUCGACGCAGUAUUCCUGGGUUCCCCUCCCCUGACACAUCUUCGGUCAGCUCGUCCGCGACACAAACCCCCAUGUAUCCGUCGACGCCUCUGAACGAGCCCGACAACCGCCUCCAUCUACAAAGACCGGAGCUUGCUCCGACCUCUAUCCCUGCAUUCACAGUGGAUGAAGAUGAGGACAAACCCAAGUCAGACGUAGGGGGUGGAUUUGCCGCAACGGCCGUGUCCUCAGUGUCUGUAAACAACCACCAUAACCUGCACAUCAUGCUGCCGUCCUCAGGCUCGACCGCAACUGUGCCCGCGUCCAUUACCCAUCUGCGACACUGCGUAGUCGACAUGUCCAUUCCCACCGCCAACGGAAAGCCGUACACCAGUCUGACCAUCAAGAGCGUUAAGGAGAGUCUCCUCGUCUGUGGCCAGAUCAACGGCCCGGCCCAUAUCACUGGUGUAGAGAACAGCAUUCUCGUGGUUGACUGUCGGCAAUUCCGGAUGCACAACUGCUCCAAUGUGGAUGUCUAUCUCAGCUGUUCUAGCAACCCGAUCAUCGAGGACUGCAGCAAUGUCCGAUUCGGUCGGAAGCCCCGUGUUUACACGCUCGAUCACGAUCGCCCAGAUGACGAAGAUCACUGGAGCCAGGUCGAAGAUUUCAAAUGGAUCAAGCCGGAACCCAGUCCCAACUGGAGCCUGCUGGAUGCCGAAGACGCCGUGCCGGAAGAAGUCUGGGCGGAGAUUGUGCCUGGUGGACCAGGCUGGUCGCUGGAUGAUAUUCUACGUGCGAUCAAUAUUUCAUCUCAUUAACUGAAUGUUUGCCAGUAACGAGCUGAGGAGGGAGUUGGCGUCCGGUUUAAUGAGUGUCAUAGUUGCAAUUACUGCAUUAUGAAUGCGAUGGGGACAAACAAGGUAAACAUAUUCUAUGUACCGGACUGGGUUCCGCGAUGCGAGUGUUGCUUCUGAAGUACUCUCUUCUCUUGAGUGGUGGUCAAGUUAUGGCAGCUGGGUAAAUAUAUCUGGUGUCGGACACCCCACGAAUUCAUUUAUUAGUAUUUAUUAGUCUCCGC
This is a messenger RNA of Aspergillus costaricaensis CBS 115574, 1748 nucleotides long. Its product is annotated as putative tubulin-specific chaperone c. Gene Ontology annotation, cellular component: cytoplasm. Gene Ontology annotation, biological process: tubulin complex assembly; post-chaperonin tubulin folding pathway. The transcript has 4 exons. NCBI's taxonomy places the organism in Eukaryota, Fungi, Ascomycota, Eurotiomycetes, Eurotiales, Aspergillaceae. The record is from RefSeq and is a predicted model, not a curated record. Bases 277 to 1488 code for a protein of 403 amino acids.